Molecule: messenger RNA, 2134 nt
Organism: Lemur catta (Ring-tailed lemur)
Lineage: Eukaryota; Metazoa; Chordata; Mammalia; Primates; Lemuridae
Gene: SSUH2
Product: ssu-2 homolog
Exons: 17
Coding region: 1-1848 (615 amino acids)
Molecular function (GO): heat shock protein binding
Source: RefSeq, a predicted model, not a curated record
AUGGAGCAGCUGGGAGCCAUCCCCGUGCUCAGUGUGGCUGUCCGUGAGCUUCAGAACAACGACAAAAUCUUCCAGGUGCGACCCCUGGUGAAUGCACACCCGUCUUCAUUGCGGAGUGUCCUGGCACAUCGCACGGGCAUUGCUGGGCUGGGCAGGCCGAGGCAGGGGCAGCUGCAUUGCCCUGUGGAGCAAGGCCGCCCCCCAGACAGCCCCAGGCCCGGCUGUGGAGGAGUCAUUGCCAAGGAUGCCGUGGCGGCCGGCCCCCAUGCCCAGCCAGAUGUAAGUAAGGGUGACCAGCAGGAUUCUCAAGCCUUGCAGGCCUAUCUCUCCCCUCCCCUUUCUGCCCUGCUCUUUGAUCCUCCACCCCUCCUGCAGUUAGCUGCCUUCCCUUCCCCCACCCUGGUCUGCAGGAAAGCCCGGGCCCGGGGUGACAUGUCAGAGCCCAUGUUCCUAACCUCUCUGCCUCUGGGAUCUGACUCCAGUGACGAUGUGGCAGAACCAGAGCAGUUUGUGCACGAAGCUGGGCAAACCCCCGACACGGGGCACUUGGAGUGGCAGCUGUUUGCCGUCGUGGUCCCGUGGCUGACGGCUGCCCGGCACCCCGAGACUGAGAGCGCACCGUACUGCACCUCCCUAGCCCGGGAAAAGACCAAAAUUCAGAUUUUGAAGUUCGGCCUCUACAGAAUGUCUUCCCCUGGCGUCGCCAUCAACCCCGCCCCCAGGCUCAGGGCUGCCUGUCUCCCUGCAGGUGCCGCCGGCCUCAGGCUUGAGCCUGAGGGUCCUCUGGCGCCCCCCGCUGAGCUCCCGGAGCCGCUGCCCAGCUACGACCGGCUUCUUCAAGGGGACAGACAGCGGAUAUUCUUCCCGCCUUCGGAGGCCCCGGGGAGGCCCCGGGAGCAAAGGUCCUGGUCCUCGGUCCUGGAGCACAGGAUCCCCGUGGUGACGGAGGAGGUGGCCCGCCAAGCCCUGCUCAGCUUCGUGAACUCGAAAUGCUGCUACGGCAGCACAGCGGCCGGCAGCCUCGUGAUCCGGGAGCUGCGGCAGCAGACGCUCUGCAGGUAUCGACUAGAGACCUUCAGCGAAUCCAGGAUAAGCGAGUGGACGUUUCAACCCUUUACUAACCACGCAGUGGAUGGGCCACAGAGAGGUGCCUUCCCCAGCCUCUGGGACAUCAAGGUCCAGGUCCCCCCAAUGUUUCAGGAAGACACCAGAAAGUUCCAAGUCCCUCACUCCUCAUCAGUCAAGGAAUGCCACAAAUGCCACGGGCGUGGGCGGUACAAGUGCAGCGGCUGCCAUGGGGCGGGCGUGGUGAGGUGCCCGUCCUGCAGCGGAGCCAAGCGCAAAGCCAAGCAGUCCCGGAGGUGCCAGCUGUGCGCAGGGUCCGGCAGGCGGAGGUGCAGCACGUGCUCAGGGAGGGGGAACAAGACCUGCGCCACCUGCAAGGGGGAGAAGAAACUGUUGCACUUCAUCCAGCUAGUCAUCAUGUGGAAGAACAGCCUGUUCGAGUUUGUGUCUGAGCACCAGCCCGACUGCCCCGGGGAGCUCCUCGCCAAAGCCAGAGGGGAAAACCUCUUUACGGAUGAAAACUCCACGGUGUACCCCAUUGUGGACUUCCCCCUGCGGGACAUCUCUCUGGCCUCCCAGAGGGGCAUCGCGGAGCACAGCGCCGCCCUGGCCUCCCGCGCUCGCAUCCUGCGGCAGCGCCAGACCAUUGAGCUGAUCCCCCUCACAGAAGUUCAUUACUGGUACCAAGGAAAGAGUUCUGUCUACUACAUCUAUGGCACCGACCACCAGGUGUAUGUGGUCGACUACCCUGAGCGCUACUGCUGCGGCUGCACCAUCAUCUGACACAGCACAGCUGUCCCCAGAGCCCGCCAUUCCCAUUUGCCGAGGAGGACAACGGACCGUCUUGGAGUUCAUUCAUAGUUGGCUACACUGGACAAUCCUAUGCAAACCCUGGCAUGUCCUUCCAGAAAAAUCAGCUAUUGUCUGUCAAGCUGCAACUCCCGUGGAGCCCCUCUUGGUGGAAACCGUCACUCAUGUUUAACCUACAAGAAUUCAACUGCACACGUGCCUGUAGGACACACACAGGAGAGAAAUAAACAGUAAGGGCUUUGCCUGUGGCCUGCAAGCU